UAGCCGCCAGCUCGUCUGAUGCAGCCGUCUAGCACCGGGAGGGGAUGGCGUGACGUGCGGAAUGGUUUGUGGGUCGAAAUUCUCCACACGGGGUGCCUGAACGGUCGAGUUGGGAGGAAAUGGCACGCCGAGUUUGUUGCCACAAGUGCUGGCGCCAGCCGUCAAAAAAAACCCCCCCAAGAUAAUCCGCCCAGGAAAGAAAUGGGGGGGAAGGAAGGUACGCGGACGUGGCGUACUGCGCGUGCCUUCUUGUAGUUCUGGCAAGUGUCUAGCAAGUCCCGCCUUCCCUUUCGAAGGGAUAGGGGACCCUCCCAACGCUUUGAACAUGGGCACACUGGGCGUCAGCUAAAGAUGGACCUUAUUCGGCUGGGUGCCUUCAAUUAAGGGUCCCCCAUUCUUCAAGAGAGCGAGGUGCGGGGCUUGGCUCUCGGCG
Lasiosphaeria miniovina is the source of this 433-nucleotide messenger RNA. RefSeq lists its product as uncharacterized. The record is from RefSeq and is a predicted model, not a curated record. NCBI's taxonomy places the organism in Eukaryota, Fungi, Ascomycota, Sordariomycetes, Sordariales, Lasiosphaeriaceae. The transcript has 2 exons. The coding region runs from base 19 to 255 and encodes 78 amino acids.